AUGUCUGCCAAAGCAAUCUAUGAAUCAUGUGGAAAGCAAAUAAUGAGGAACAAUUUGAAAGUUAAUAAUGGCCUGGAUGUCUCCUUGAAUAGCGCAGUGUACGAUUCAUCAACUUCUUGGGAUAAUUUGCUUCAAAGUAAUCCAUGGCUUAAAACAUCAAAAUUAGUAGUGAAACCAGACCAAUUGAUAAAAAGAAGAGGCAAACUGGGUUUAAUCAAAGUUGAUGUUGAUCAUAAAGAAGUUAAAAAAUGGAUUGAUAGCCACAUGAACAAAGUUGUAAUGGUUGGAGCUGCUACUGGUAAGCUUAAGAGAUUCAUCAUCGAACCAUUUAUACCUCAUAGCCAAAAGGAAGAAUAUUAUUUGUGCAUAUACUCUGCAAGGGAAAAUGAUGUAAUUUUGUUUCACCAUGAAGGAGGUGUAGAUGUUGGUGAUGUGGAUGCUAAGGCCCUAAAAUUGAAAAUCCCAAUAAAUCGUGAUUUGAAAGAUGAAGAUGUCUCAAAUAUUCUUCUUGUCAAUGCACAACCACAAAACAGAAACUCUUUAAUAGAAUUCAUCAGAUGUUUGUACAAACUGUACGUGGAUCUGCACUUCACUUAUUUGGAAAUAAAUCCACUAGUGGUAAAGCAAGAGAAGGUGUACGUGUUGGACCUGGCAGCCAAGUUGGAUCAGUGUGCUGAUUAUCUUUGCAACAGAUUGUGGGGUGAGGUUCAGUUCCCUCCGCCGUUUGGUAGGGAAGCUUACCCUGAGGAAGCUUACAUUGCUGACCUGGAUGCAAAAAGUGGUGCAUCGUUGAAACUGACCAUAUUGAACCCACACGGCAAGAUAUGGUGCAUGGUAGCUGGUGGUGGAGCAUCUGUCAUUUAUGCAGAUACGAUCUGUGAGAUGGGCGGGGCCAAAGAACUUGCUAACUAUGGAGAGUACUCUGGAGCUCCGACUGAGCAGCAGACAUAUGAUUAUGCCAAGACGAUACUCCAGCUCAUGUGCAGGGACCCCAAGCCAGAAAAUCCUGACAAGAUAUUGAUCAUAGGAGGAGGCAUUGCCAACUUCACCAAUGUGGCGUCCACAUUCAAAGGUAUAGUUAGAGCUCUGAGAGACUACCAGAUGAAGUUAAUAGCAUGUAGAGCAUCAAUAUUUGUGAGGAGAGCAGGUCCAAACUACCAGGAAGGUCUUCGAAUCAUGAGGGAAUUAGGCAGCACUCUUGGUGUGCCGAUCCACGUCUUUGGUCCUGAAACUCACAUGACAGCAAUCGUGGGCAUGGCACUGGGGAAAAUUAACAUUUCUGCCCCUGCCAAACUUCAGAAGACUACUGCCAAGUUUCUCCUGCCAACCAAUAAUGCCCAUGAUUCAAAGUCAUCAUCAGGAUCUAUAUCCUCUGCAAAUGAACCAAGCAGCAUAGAAGAUUCCACACCACUGUUCUCAGCGAAGACGAAAGCCAUUGUUUGGGGCAUGCAGAACCGGGCCAUACAGGGAAUGUUGGAUUUUGAUUAUGUGUGUUCAAGGAAGACUCCAUCUGUGGUUGCCAUACUCUAUCCUCUCGUUGGAAACCACAAGCAGAAAUUUUAUUGGGGACACACCGAAAUACUCAUACCAGUGUACAAGAAAGCUGAAGAAGUCGUGAAGAAUCAUCCAGAUGCUGAUAUCCUGGUGAACUUUGCGUCACUCAGAUCAGCUUACGAGAGCACCGUGGAGAUGAUGCAGUUUGAACAAAUUCGUUGCAUUGCCAUCAUUGCUGAAGGAAUUCCAGAAAAUUUGACAAGAAAGUUGAUUGAGAUGGCCAAGGAGAAGAAUGUUCAAAUCAUUGGACCCGCCACUGUUGGAGGCAUCAAGCCGGGCUGUUUCAAGAUUGGAAACACCGGUGGUAUGCUGGAUAACAUUCUCUCAUCCAAACUCUUCAGGAGUGGAAGUGUUGCAUAUGUAUCUCGGUCAGGAGGCAUGUCCAAUGAAUUGAACAAUAUCAUUGCUCUCAACACUGAUGGAGUCUACGAGGGGGUUGCCAUUGGUGGAGAUCGUUACCCGGGUACAACAUUUUUAGACCACGUCCUGAGAUAUGAGGACAACCCUGAUGUUAAGAUGAUUGUCGUCUUAGGAGAGGUUGGUGGGACAGAGGAGUACAGAAUCAUCGACGCCAUAAAAAGUGGCAAGGUCCAAAAACCCAUUGUGGCUUGGUGCAUUGGUACUUGCGCAAGCAUGUUCACAUCUGAGGUGCAGUUUGGACAUGCCGGGUCGUGUGCUACGCUGGAGAAAGAGACAGCAGAAUCAAAGAAUGAAGCUCUCAAGCAGGCGGGCGUGUAUGUACCUUCCUCCUUUGACGACUUGGAUAAGAUCAUCAAGUCAGUGUACGAUGGUCUCGUGAAGUCAGGAGUGCUCGUUCCUGCACCGGAAGUUGUUCCUCCCACAGUUCCCAUGGACUACAACUGGGCACGGGAACUUGGUCUCAUCAGGAAACCUGCUUCUUUUAUGACGAGUAUCUGCGAUGAGAGAGGGCAGGAGUUGCUGUACGCUGGAGUGCCCAUCACUGAAGUUUUUAAGGAGAAUCUGGGAAUCGGAGGUGUUCUGUCCCUUUUGUGGUUUCAGAAAAGAUUACCGAAAUAUGCGCUGAAGUUCAUCGAGAUGUGUUUGAUGGUGACUGCUGAUCAUGGGCCUGCAGUGUCUGGUGCUCACAACACCAUUGUUUGUGCCAGGGCUGGAAAGGAUCUCGUCUCUUCAUUGGCGUCUGGACUCCUUACCAUUGGAGAUAGAUUUGGAGGUGCACUGGAUGGAGCGGCUAAGGAAUUUUCAGAAGGGUUCGAUACAGGUUUGAGUCCAAUGGAGUUUGUCAACCAUAUGAAGAAACAAGGCAAGCUUAUCAUGGGCAUAGGGCAUAGAGUGAAGUCUAUCAACAAUCCUGACAUGAGAGUUGUCAUCUUGAAGAACUUUGUGAAGGAACAUUUCCCGGCAACCCCACUCCUUGAUUAUGCACUGGAAGUUGAAAAGGUCACCACGUCAAAGAAGCCCAACUUGAUUCUAAACGUUGAUGGGCUGAUUGGAGUGGCCAUGGUCGACCUGCUCAGAUCUUCAGGGUGUUUCACAUAUGAGGAAGCCUGUGAAUACAUUGAGAUAGGAGCCCUGAAUGGUCUCUUCGUCUUAGGCAGAAGCAUUGGAUUUAUUGGCCACUUCUUGGAUCAAAAGAGAUUGAAGCAAGGACUGUACCGUCACCCUUGGGAUGACAUAUCUUACAUCAUUCCUGAGAAGUUCACAGGCAACUGA
Helobdella robusta is the source of this 3246-nucleotide messenger RNA. RefSeq lists its product as hypothetical. The record is from RefSeq and is a predicted model, not a curated record. Gene Ontology annotation, biological process: tricarboxylic acid cycle; fatty acid biosynthetic process; acetyl-CoA biosynthetic process. NCBI's taxonomy places the organism in Eukaryota, Metazoa, Annelida, Clitellata, Rhynchobdellida, Glossiphoniidae. Bases 1 to 3246 code for a protein of 1081 amino acids. Gene Ontology annotation, molecular function: ATP citrate synthase activity. Gene Ontology annotation, cellular component: cytosol. The transcript is spliced from 29 exons.